Molecule: messenger RNA, 3515 nt
Organism: Colias croceus (clouded yellow)
Lineage: Eukaryota; Metazoa; Arthropoda; Insecta; Lepidoptera; Pieridae
Gene: PolD1
Product: DNA polymerase delta catalytic subunit
Exons: 2
Coding region: 153-3404 (1083 amino acids)
Biological process (GO): base-excision repair, gap-filling; nucleotide-excision repair, DNA gap filling; DNA replication proofreading
Cellular component (GO): delta DNA polymerase complex
Molecular function (GO): nucleotide binding; DNA binding; DNA-directed DNA polymerase activity
Source: RefSeq, a predicted model, not a curated record
AUAUAGCGGGAAAGUGAAUUGAGAAGUUAUUUGAUACUUCAAACAGAGAUUUUAAUAAUUUACGUAAUUUUUAACUUGAUUGAAACAUUUAUUAACGUUAUACGAUAAGGAGCGUUUCCUUCGCAAACCGAUCGGUAGUCAAGAAUUUUGAAAUGGAUAAACGAAAUAAAUUCAAAGGUCCACAAGCAAAGAGGUUUAAGUCGCAAGAUGACGAUGAAGAUGAAAUGCCGGCUAGUUUUGAAGAGACAUUGGCAGGAAUGGAAACUGACUUUGACACUCCUUAUAUAUUUGGUGAAGGCCCUGAAAAUCAAAAUACUAACAUUAAAUGGUCCCGAUCGACACCGCCUGAUAUGAACCCCAAUACCCAAUCUUUAGUGUUUCAACAGUUUGAUGUUGACCAUUAUAAUGGGCAGCCAAUUCCAGGUAUGCCAGGGUCUCAGCUAGCACCUGUUCCUGUUAUGCGUAUGUAUGGAAUUACUAUGGAAGGAAAUUCUGUUUGUUGUCAUGUACAUGGAUUUACACCUUACUUUUAUGUUACUGUGCCAUCAAAUUUUGGUGAAAAUGAAUGUUCUACACUCAAAAGUAAUUUGAAUAAAGCCAUGCUUGAGGAUUUGAGAUCUAACAAAGAUAAUAUAAGAGAAGCUGUUUUAGAGGUGAAACUACUAAAAGCAAAAUCCAUAAUGUAUUAUAAAGGUGAUAGUGAGAUUAUGUUUGCAAAAAUAUCUGUUGCUGUGCCAAAAUUGAUAGCAGCUGCAAAACGACUCAUUGAGAGGCAGCCCACAUCAUAUAAUUUAAUGGAUCCUUCAUUUUAUGAAACAAAUAUUGACUUUGAUAUUCGUUUCAUGGUAGACACAGCAUUAGUAGGCUGUAGUUGGAUAGAGUUACCUGCUGAAAAGUGGUCUAUUAGGAAUAAGAAUGGAAAAUUGUUACCUGAAUCUAGAUGUCAAAUAGAAGUUGAUGUUGCAUGGAAUACAUUUAUUGCUCAUCCUCCUGAAGGCGAGUGGUCUAAAGUCGCUCCAGUAAGGAUUUUAAGCUUUGAUAUUGAAUGUGCUGGUAGAAAAGGCAUUUUCCCUGAACCUAACCAUGAUCCCGUUAUUCAAAUUGCAUCCAUGGUUAUUAGACAAGGAGAAAUGGAGCCAUACGUUAGAAAUGUUUUUACUUUAAAUACUUGCGCUCCUAUUGUUGGUUCACAAGUCUAUAGUUUCCAAUCUGAGUCAGAAAUGUUAUCUAAAUGGUCAGAUUUUUUCCGGGAAUUAGAUCCAGAUAUCAUAACCGGAUAUAAUAUUAGUAAUUUUGAUUGGCCUUACUUAAUAAACAGAGCAAAACAUUUAAAGGUUGACAACUUUGAUUUCCUAGGACGCAUUAGAAAUAUACGAUCUGUCAUAAAGGAUUCAGUGAUACAGUCUAAACAAAUGGGGCGUAGAGAAAAUAAAAGCAUUAAUUUUGAAGGAAGGGUACCAUUUGACUUACUUCUUGUACUUUUAAGAGAUUAUAAACUGAGAUCAUAUACAUUAAAUGCUGUAAGUUAUCAUUUUCUUCAAGAACAAAAAGAGGAUGUUCACCACAGUAUAAUCACAGACUUACAAAAUGAAAAUGAACAAACUAGAAGAAGAUUAGCUAUGUAUUGUUUAAAGGAUGCAUAUUUACCAAUAAAAUUACUUAACAAACUAAUGUGUAUCAUUAAUUAUAUGGAAAUGGCUAGAGUAACUGGUGUGCCAUUAUUAUGUCUCUUAACCAGAGGUCAACAGAUCAAGGUAGUAAGUCAAUUACUUCGUAAGGCUAAGGAAGCUGGGUAUUUAAUGCCAACCUAUCAUGGUCAAGGAUCUGAUGACCAGUUUGAAGGUGCAACUGUAAUAGAGCCAAAGAAGGGCUACUAUGCAGAUCCUAUAUCUACUUUAGAUUUUGCAUCACUGUACCCCAGUAUUAUGAUGGCACAUAAUUUAUGCUAUACAACACUAGUACCACCAAAUAUGCAAAAAGAAUUAAAUCUAGAUGCUGAGGAUGUUACAAUAACUCCUUCUAAAAAUAUGUUUGUAAAGUCUAAUGUCAGGAGAGGACUUUUACCAGAAAUCUUAGAAUCUCUAUUAGCUGCCCGGAAAAAGGCUAAAGCUGAUUUGAAACAAGAAAAAGAUCCCUUUAAAAGGUCAAUUUUAGAUGGAAGACAAUUAGCCUUAAAGUUAAGUGCCAACUCUGUGUAUGGUUUUACAGGAGCUCAAGUUGGUAAACUGCCUUGCCUUGAAAUAUCAGGAAGUGUUACUGCAUAUGGAAGGACUAUGAUUGAAUUUACAAAAACAGAAGUUGAGAAGAAAUAUAGAAAAUCAAAUGGGUAUAAAGAAGAUGCAGUUGUUAUUUAUGGUGAUACUGAUUCAGUAAUGGUUAAAUUUGGGGUAAAAACAUUGGAAGAAAGCAUGGAAUUGGGAAGGGAAGCAGCAGAUUUUGUCACAUCUAAAUUUGUAAAACCAAUAAAAUUAGAAUUUGAAAAGGUCUAUUACCCAUAUCUGCUAAUUAACAAAAAGAGGUAUGCAGGUUUAUACUUUACCAAGCCAGAAACAUAUGACAAAAUGGAUUGCAAGGGAAUUGAAACAGUAAGGCGUGAUAACUGUCCCCUUGUUUCGAACAUGAUGAGCACUUGCCUUCAAAAACUGCUUAUUGACAGAAAUCCAGAUGGUGCUGUAUCAUAUGCUAAACAAAUUAUUUCUGAUUUACUGUGUAAUCGUAUUGAUAUAUCCCAACUUGUGAUUACAAAGGAACUUGCAAAAAAUGACUAUGCUGCUAAACAAGCUCAUGUAGAAUUGGCAAAGAAAAUGAAAAAGCGUGAUGCAGGCACUGCUCCAAAACUAGGAGAUAGAGUGCCAUUUGUCAUUUGUUGUGCUGCUAAAAAUACACCUGCAUACAUGAAAGCAGAAGAUCCUAUUUUUGUAUUAGAAAACAGUAUACCUAUAGACUUUAGUUAUUAUUUAGAGAAUCAACUAUCUAAACCAUUAUUAAGAAUCUUCGAACCAAUACUAGGAGAGAAAGCAGAAUCACUACUCCUGAAAGGAGAACAUACUAGAACAAAAGCAAUGGUAACUUCAAAGGUUGGAGCUCUGGCAGCUUUUACCAAAAAGAAGGAAAAGUGUAUUGGCUGUAAAUCAGUUAUGCCAAAUGACACAAAGAGAGCAUUGUGUGAUCACUGUUUGGACAAAGAAGGUCAGUUAUAUAUAACAGAAAUUUUCAAACAGAGACAACUUCAAGAUAAGUUUUCAAGGCUUUGGACUGAAUGUCAGAGGUGCCAAGGAAGUCUACAUGAAGAAGUUUUAUGUACGAAUCGCGAUUGCACAAUUUUUUAUAUGAGAAAAAAAGUUGGUAUGGAGUUGGAUACACAAGAGAAGACUGUAUUACGCUUUGGUGAACCUCUUUGGUAAAUUUGAUUUGAAAAAGAAAAAAAUUCAAAACAAAAUGAACUUUUAAUCUAAGAAGUUGAUAUUUUUGAUAUAUUGUAUCUCAACUGUAUGAAUAAAUGCAAUUGAAAUCUA